UGAACACGACAAAAGAUAUUCAUCAAACUUAUAAAAAUUCGAUAUGAGAAAAACUCGUCACGAAGUGGUUGUACUACACAUGAUAGAAGAUGAUAGUUUUUACUUUUGUUUUUGUACACUCAAGGAUGUAAAUAAUGAAUUAUUAUGACAAUAAAAAGGAAAUCACCUUUAAAACAUACUUUAUCUAUAAAUUAUAUUUGGUACAUGUAACUGUCUCUUUUCACGUAAGAAUGAUAACAUUAAAAUAUGUCAAGCAUUUAGUACGUUUAACUUGAGGGACAGGAUGUAAUGUGUUAUAUAUAGACGAAUAAGUGAUAUUUAGCAUUUAGAAUUUUAUAUAUUCGUGGUGGUAAAGAAAACCAAAGACAAAGUUCUUAAAAUGGACAUUAAAAUUGAAGAACAUGAGGAUUUUUCUGUUGAAAACGACAAUCAAAACGGCACAUCUAAUUCAAGAGACAGUGAAACAAUUAACUGUAUGCAAGAUCAAGAUCAAGACGAGGAGCAUGCGUCGAGUUUGAAGAACAGAACAACUGAAAGUCCAUUAGAGGAAUGUACUGCAGAAAUUGCAGAUUCUGGAGUAGAACAAACAGAAGUAAAUGCAGUUCAGUGGUUGCAUGGAAACAUAGAAACACGGUACAUCGAAAAUCAUGGAUUUCAACACAUAUUUAUGUUUGACUCGACAGCGACUCCAACACUGCAAAUAAGUAAUGGGGAUCAACUUCUUGCUAUAAACGAUGAAGAUGGUACAAUACUGCAUAAUAAGGAUGUCGUGGAAUUCCUAGAAAAAAUACUUGUAAAAAAGAAAACAACAAUGACUUACUGGAGACCCUCUACAAACUCCGUCACAGUUGUAAAGUUUUGCUUAUAUUGUUCUGGAGGAAUAAUUCGUGCACGUUUCAUUGAUGCUUCUACAAAUCCAGUGACACCAGAUUGGACCAAGAAUCAGUUUCGCGUUGUUGUUUUCAAUAAACAAUUGACAAAUUUGUUUAUGCAACACUUGGAAAUUCAGAGAAAUCGUAUUGUUUUUAAGGAAUUAUCGUCGCCUGAACCAUGGAAAAAACCAUGCGAUUUUGCUGAAUGUCGUUUUCUGGAAGAAAGAAGAAUUGAAAGUAAAGGAAGCAUUGCUUUUUACAUAAGGCGCUAUUCGACAAUAUUUAAAAACAAAGAAAAGAAAUAUCUUCACGUACCAGAUGAUGGCACCCUUGAACUUGUUGAUGAGAUUAGCAAAUCAUCAGAAUUUGAACUGAUUCCAGCUUUGUUAUAUGCAUUUCUUGUUAUGCAAGAGAGGCCUACAAAUCGAUGUAUGAAACUGGAAGGAGAUGAGGGUACAUUUGUGGGUGUUAACGUCAAACCUAUUCGCAAUAUUGGGGAUGAAUUUAGAUUUCAAUUAUCUAGAUGUAGAAAACUAUGUAAUUCGAAACUUUCGACUACAAAUUGUAUGAUUAUCUGACUUUGCUUUAAAAAUUCG
Molecule: messenger RNA, 1468 nt
Organism: Mytilus trossulus (common blue mussel)
Lineage: Eukaryota; Metazoa; Mollusca; Bivalvia; Mytilida; Mytilidae
Exons: 8
Coding region: 380-1450 (356 amino acids)
Source: RefSeq, a predicted model, not a curated record